This is a messenger RNA of Colias croceus (clouded yellow), 1083 nucleotides long. RefSeq names its product arylphorin subunit alpha-like. NCBI's taxonomy places the organism in Eukaryota, Metazoa, Arthropoda, Insecta, Lepidoptera, Pieridae. The record is from RefSeq and is a predicted model, not a curated record. Bases 1 to 1083 code for a protein of 360 amino acids. The transcript has 3 exons.
AUGAAGACUGUCUUGGUCCUAGCGAGUUUGGUGGCCCUAGCUUUAGCCGGGAGCAUUGUAGUUCCACAGAAAUCCUCUGUCGACUACAAGGUGAAAAAAGUUGACAAUGACUUCGUUGUGAGGCAACAACAACUUUUGAAGCUUUUGUACCACAGCAGCCAACUGAACCCUGAAGCUGAAUACUACAAAAUCGGAAAGGACUAUGACAUCGAAGCACACAUUGGUGAUUACACGAACCAAAAAGCUGUUCAAGAAUUCUUGAACUUAUGGAAAGUGGGAUUCCUCCCCAAGAACAUUCCUUUCUCGAUCUUCAACGAGAAAUCCAAACAAGAAGCCGUAGCUUUGUUCCACGUGUUUUACUACGCUAAGGACUUCAACGUCUUCUACAAGACUGCCGCUUUUACCCGCGUCUACUUGAACGAAGGCCAAUUCUUGUAUGCUUACUACAUUGCUGUGCUCCACCGUCCCGACACAAAGGGAGUUGUUCUCCCAGCUCCUUAUGAAGCCUACCCUGAACUCUUCACCAACGUUGAUGUUUGGUACAAAAUCAAUCGCGUCAGGAUGGAAAAAGGCAUCAACCCAGUUGAAUUCGGAUCCGAAUACGGUGUUGUCCAAGAAAACGACAAAUACGUCUUCUACGCUAACUACUCUGACUACUUUACCUACCCUGGUGAAGAACACAAGAUUUCGUACUUCACUGAAGAUAUUGGUCUUAACGCUUACUACUACUACUUCCACGCUUUCUUCCCAUUCUGGUUGGAGAGCGACGUACAGCCCGCUCUGAAGGAUCACCGUGGCGAGAUCUACUACUACUUCUACCAACAACUCUUGGCUCGCUACUACCUUGAGCGUCUAUCAAACGGUAUUGGUGAAAUUCCUGAAUUCGCAUGGGACAAGCAAAUUGUACCUGGUUACAGGCCAAUGAUGAAAUACUACAACAACUUUGUUCAAAGACCUAAAUACUACCAAAUUCCUUACGAAUCCCAAGUCAAGGAACUGCAAGUACUUAAAGCUUACGAACAGAGCUUCAUUCAGUACGUCCAAGAAGGCCAAUUCAAUGUAAAUAUUGCAUUAAUUAGUUGA